Linum trigynum is the source of this 3837-nucleotide messenger RNA. The record is from the annotation of a GenBank genome assembly. NCBI's taxonomy places the organism in Eukaryota, Viridiplantae, Streptophyta, Magnoliopsida, Malpighiales, Linaceae.
AUGGUAGGGAUGCUGAGCUCCGCGUUGAGGGAGCGCUUGGCGAGCCUCGUGGACUCGGUGAAGUCCGCCGCGGAUAUUCCAGCGAAGCUUGACCGGUUGCGGCAGCUAGGGGAGAUUUUGCUGGAAGCAGGAGAUGCUGGCUCGCUCUCCGAGUUCAUCCCGAGUUUGUUCGAUUUGCAAUGUGAUCAGGACUCUCCUGUUCGGAAAUGUGCUACCGAGAUCAUUGGAGAACUUGGAUUGAAGCACUUGGUAUUCAUUCCUGAAAUCGUUCCCGUCUUGAUGACACUAUCCGAAGACAGUGUCCCAGCUGUGGCUAGACAAGCGAUCACUUGCGGAACCCGAUUGUUCCGCGCUACUCUCAUAACAAUUGCACUUCAGGGUCUUCACAAGAGUGAGCUGGAUGAUCUGCUCAAGGCAGCAUGGUCGUCAAUGCUGGAGUUCAAGGAUAAAGUUUACUCUAUAGCUUUCAAGGUUGGAAGUGGCGGGGUAAAGUUAUUGUCCCUGAAGUUUGUUGAAGCAGUAAUUCUACUCUACACUCCUGAUCCCAACGGUCCUACUGAACCCCCUAACUAUGAAGGAGAGCAUCUGGAAUUUAACAUAUCAUGGUUUCGUGGAGGGCAUCCUGUAUUAAAUGUUGGCGACUUAUCAAUUGAAGCCAGCAAAAGACUUGCUUUACUGCUGGAUCAACUGAGGCCUCCAACAGUGAAAUCUCUCAGUAACUUGGUGAUUAUUGUCAUUAUUAACUGUCUUGCCUCCAUAGCAAAGCAGAGACCCUUGUAUUAUGGGAGGAUCUUGCCUGUCUUACUUGGUUUGGACCCAUCUAACUCUGCUAUCAAAGGGAUGCAUGCUCCCGGAGCAAAGCUUGCUCUGAAGAAUGCCUUCCUGACCUGCUUAAAAUGUACCCACCCAGGUGCUGCACCGUGGCGGGAUCGUUUAGUUGGUGCCCUAAGAGUAAUGAAAGUAGAAGGAUUAUCGGAGGAUGUUUUACAUCAAAUGCUUAAGAGCAAUGGAAGUGUUCUUGUGGAAAAAGAAGAUUUGAUUGUCAAGAAGGAAGGUAAGCAUUCAGUUGAGUCAUUUGAUGACGGCAUAUGUAAUAAAUUGGAGAAAAAAAGAUCUGGAGCAGAUGACAGUACAGAUUCAGCUGAUAGUGGUGAAGUUUCUAGAAAGCGUGCCAAAUCAACUGCUACUUCAGUGACUGAACCAAAGAAUGAGCCAACCUGGAAUCAAGUGAUCCCUCAUGAGAACAGCCCUUCGCAUGAGGCUCCCUCUGACAAAGGAGAUAAUGAUAGUGGACCUGUGCAACAACUUGUUUCCAUGUUUGGAGCCUUGGUAGCGCAAGGUGAAAAGGCUGUUGGUUCUUUGGAGAUACUCAUUUCUAGCAUAUCUGCCGACUUGCUAGCUGAUGUAGUAAUGGCAAACAUGCGCCUCCUCCCUCAUUCUCGGCUUCAAAUGGAAGGAGACGAUGAACCUGUGGCAAACAUUACUGUUGUUGGCAGUAGCACUGAUGCCAAGUAUCCGGCCUCCUUUUUAGCUGAUGUCGUUUCCCUUUCUACCUCUUUUCCAUCAAUACUUUCACAACUAAGAACCCGUGAGGCUACUUCAGAUGAGUUAAUGACAUCUCCAAGAGAGGAAGAAGUGCAAAUAUCUGGUGGGAGUGAUGAUCAAACAGAUGAUGAAAUAUUGCCUACUGUCUUACCGGAUUCUUCAGUGGGUAUACCUGGUAUGGAGACAGAUUGUCUACCAAUUUCUUCUGAUCUUCAUGAGGUUGAGAAUUCAGAGAGUGAGAUACCUGGCCUAGACUCUUCUGCACAAAAUAAUACGGUUUCUGAGGACAUGGGUGCAUCUUCACUUGUCUCUAAUGACAUAGAAGCUGCUACUCAAGAGCAAGCUGCAAGUUCUGGUGCUACAUCAAUGUUAGAUUUGCAUCCAUCAGUAUCAACUGAGAAGUCAGAGGAACUAAGCCCGAAAGCAGCCAUUAAUGAUUCCAAUAGCGUUAUUUCUUCAAUGCCAGUGCCUGCAUCUUUCCCUAGUAAACUUGUCCUACCUAAGAUGGCAGCUCCAGUGGUUGACCUUGCUGAUGAUGAGAAAGAUCAACUGCAAACUUUGGCAUUUACCCGUAUUAUUGAGGCAUAUAAACUGAUAGACCUUUCUGGGUCAUCUCAAGUGCGCCUUUCCUUACUUGCUUGUCUAGGAGUUGAGCUUCCCUCAGAGUUUGAGCCAUGGAAGCUGCUUGAGAAGCACAUAUUGGCAGAUUAUGUUAAUCUGGAGGGACACGAGUUGACAUUGCGUGUCCUUUACAGGCUAUUCAGAGAGAUAGAAGAGGAACGCGACUUCUUUUCUUCUACAACUGCUGCUUCUGUAUAUGAGAUCUUCUUUCAGACUGUGGCUGAGACAUUGAGAGAUUCUUUUCCACCUUCAGACAAAUCUUUGAGUAGAUUGCUUCUUGAAGCUCCUUCUCUACCUCAGUCUGUCUUGAACUUGUUGGAGUCCUUAUGUUGUCCCGGAAACUCUGAAAUAGCUGACAAAGAGCUUCAACAUGGAGAUCGAGUCACUCAAGGGCUCAGUACUGUGUGGAACUUGAUUAUGUCUAGGCCUCCUCUUAGAGAAUCCUGCUUGAAGAUCGCUUUGCAGAGUGCAGUUCAUCCCUUGGAGGAAGUACGGAUGAAGGCAAUUCGUCUGGUGGCUAACAGGCUUUAUCCGCUGCCAUCGGUUUCCCAACAAAUUGAAGAUUUUGCCAAGGAAACCAUGUUGUCGGUGGAAGGUGCUGAAGAUGACGUCUUGGAGGCCCAGCGACGCAUGUCAUUGCUUUUUGCCUUGUGCACAAAGAAACACUCCCUUUUCCGCCAAAUCUUUUAUGUGUACAAGAAUGCAUCAGAGGCAGUUACCCAGGCGGUUCAUAAGCAUAUCCCUAUACUUGUCCGGACCAUGGGCUCUUCCUCUGAGCUCCUUGGAAUUAUUUCAGAUCCACCUGAAGGAAGUGAGAAGCUUCUAACACAGGUUUUGCAGACAUUGACUGAAGGGGCUGCUCCUUCUCCGGAGUUGCUACUCACCAUACAAAGAUUAUAUAAUUCUAAGCUUAAGGAUGUUGAUAUUUUAAUUCCAGUAUUGCCAUACCUUCAAAGCGAUCAGAUCCUAUCAACUUUUCCGCAGCUUGUGAAUCUAAAUAUAGACAAGUUCCAAACUGUGCUUCUUCGUAUAAUACAGGGACCACCUAAUUCUAGUCCUCUACUGAGUCCAUCUGAAGUUCUAAUAGCUAUCCAUGGGAUUGAUCCUGAAAAGGAUGGAAUUCCCUUGAAGAAGGUCACAGAUGCUUGUAAUGCUUGCUUUGAGCAACGGCAAAUAUUCACCCAGCCAGUUAUUGCGAAAGUCUUGAAUCAGCUGGUUGAGCAGAUUCCUCUUCCUUUGUUAUUUAUGCGGACAGUAAUACAAGCCAUAGGAGCUUUUCCUGCCUUGGUGGAGUUCAUCAUGGAGAUCCUUUCCCGUUUAGUCAACAAGCAGAUAUGGAAAUACCCAAAGCUCUGGGUGGGGUUCUUGAAGUGCGCACUCCUGACAAAGCCUCAAUCUUUCAGCGUGUUGCUUCAGUUACCCCCGCCGCAGCUGGAAAAUGCAUUGAACAGAACCGCGGCACUGAGAGCUCCACUAGUUGCUCAUGCUAGCCAACCAAAUAUUAAAUCCACACUACCAAGGUCUAUCUUGGUUGUUCUAGGAAUAGCUUCAGAUCCCCCGCAGAACUCGACUCAAUCACAGCCAACACAGGAUCAGACUACAGAGAUGAGCAACUCGGAGAAGGAUGUGCAAAUGGAGGAGAAACCAAACGAGUCUUCUAGUGCCAGCUGA